AUGCAGAGGAAAUCUUUCAUAGCCGCCUUUGUGCAAGCAUCUCCUCUAAGGACCUACAGUGCCUGCAAACACCUGCACACACACAGCAGUGGCUAUGCCAUCACCAUUCUCAGUCACCUCUUGCUCAAUCCCACUACAGAGACUAAGAAAAACCAGAUGUUCCCCAAGCCUCCCUUGCAGCUAGAGGAGUCCAAUGACCUACUGUUGGUCAAUGAGAAACAUAGGAACAUCUUAUCACUCUCCACACUCUUCAGUGAUGCCUGCAGAGGUGGCAGCCAUCUCCUACUCAUCAUCACUGCCACCCUCAGACCUCUGGUAAAGCCCAACAUGGUUAAAAAGAGGACCAAGAAGUUCAUCCGGCACCAGACUAAUAUCGAAAUUAAGUGCAACUGGCACAAAUCCAGAGACAUUGACAAUAGGGUACACAGAAGACUCAAGGGCUACAUCUUGAUGCCCAGCAUUGGUUCCAGGAGCAACAAGAAAACAAAGCACAUGCUGCCUAAUUGUUUCUGGAAAUUCCAAGUCCACAAUGUCAAGGAGCUUGACAUACUGCUGAUGUGCAACAAAUCUUACUGUGCAGAGAUUAUUCGUAAGGUCUCUUACAAGAACGCCAAAUCCAUUUUAGAAAGAGCAGCCCAGCUGGCCAGAGUCACCAAUCCCAACACCAAGCUGCACAGCAAAGAAAUUGGAUAGACAAGCUUAUACACACAUAGUAUUUGUGUUAAUAAAACCAUAAAACUACAGGGGCGCCUGGGUGGCUCAGUCGGUUGAGCGUCCGACUUCAGCUCAGGUCACGAUCUCGCGGUCCGUGAGUUCAAGCCCCGCGUCAGGCUCUGGGCUGAUGGCUCAGAGCCUGGAACCUGCUUCCGAUUCUGUGUCUCCCUCUCUCUCUGCCCCUCCCCCGUUCAUGCUCUGUCUCUCUCUGUCUCAAAAAUAAAUAAAUGUUAAAAAAAAUUUAAAAAAAAAAAAC
Panthera uncia (snow leopard) is the source of this 970-nucleotide messenger RNA. Its product is annotated as 60S ribosomal protein L32-like. Gene Ontology annotation, molecular function: structural constituent of ribosome. NCBI's taxonomy places the organism in Eukaryota, Metazoa, Chordata, Mammalia, Carnivora, Felidae. The record is from RefSeq and is a predicted model, not a curated record. Gene Ontology annotation, biological process: translation. Gene Ontology annotation, cellular component: cytosolic large ribosomal subunit; ribosome.